AUGUCUCGGGAACGCGCUCACGCCACGCACCGGCGACAGUGCGACGUCGGAGGAGAUGGYGGCGUCGGCUGUAGCAACUGUGGCACGGACGACGCGACGGACGCCGCAACAGACGACGGUGACGACGACCACGACGACGGUGACGACGACCGUGACGACGGUGACGGCGACCGCUGCGAGGACGGCGACGAUGGCGACGGACACAGAGACGCACGCGGCAACGACAACGACAACAACAACGACGGAUACGAUGACCACGGAGACGACGAGUUUAACGAAGACGACCACCGUCUGGCGAGGGCUAUCGCAAAAAUGGCCUUUGACGACGCGAUACCGGCGCCCCGGCGCCCCGGCCACCACAUCGUCGUCUCGUCGACCACAGUCCGAAGCUGGUGUUAA
Molecule: messenger RNA, 399 nt
Organism: Diuraphis noxia (Russian wheat aphid)
Lineage: Eukaryota; Metazoa; Arthropoda; Insecta; Hemiptera; Aphididae
Product: pheromone-processing carboxypeptidase KEX1-like
Source: RefSeq, a predicted model, not a curated record